AACUUCGUGCCCUUCGUUCAGGUAUUUUGUUUGUAAAAACACGCAAUAUUUCUCCGCGGAAAAAGUGCGUUUUGUCCUUUGCAAAUGCACUAAAGUGUGCGAAAAACAGUCGUUGAAGUGCUGGAGAGUGUUGUUGUGAAGGAUUUGUGGUGAAAGGGGCGCUAUGGAGUCCGCCAGACAGCUUUUGGAUGAGUUGAUGGGACGCAAUCGCAACUUGGACCCGACAGCCAAGUGCAAAAAACUGAAUUGGGAGGAUCCGGAGUUUUGCCAGUACUACCUCGUGAAGUUCUGUCCUCACGACCUCUUCGUGAACACGAAGGCCGACUUGGGACAAUGCCCAAAGCUUCAUGAUGACGAAGCGAAGCGUCUGUACGACGAGGAGCCGCGCAACUCCAGCAAAAAGCGCCAGUAUGAGGACGAAUUCCUCAGGUUCUGCAAUAACAUGGUAUGCGAGGUGGACAGGAAAAUCCAGAAGGGGCGCAUGAGGCUGUUGCUGAUGAACAGAUCGGACGCGCAGCCCAAUAGCCAAGGAACGCACGUUUCGAAGCAGCAGGACCAGAUGAAUGUCCUCAACGAUCGCAUCAAGAAGCUGGUCGGUGAGGCCGAGGAAGCCGGCCACCGAGGCGAUGUGGAUCAGGCUCAGGGCCUGAUGAAGCUGUGCGAUCAGCUGAAGGAGGAAAAAGAUGCUCUCAUGCAGAACGUGGAAAGCGCUCACUGGUCCAUGGAAUUGGUGCAGGCGCAGGAGAAGCAGAUGGAGGUUUGCGAAGUGUGCGGAGCCUUUCUCAUUGUGGGUGACGCUCAGCAGAGGAUUGAGGAUCACUUGACUGGGAAGCAACAUUUAGGGUACUCCAAAGUGCGAAAAGUCAUCGAUGAGAUGUACGAGGUGCGUCGCAUUGAGCGCACAGAGUCGGAAAAGAAGCGCGCCGAGGACGAGAGGCGGAUGAAGUACAACAACGGCGGCUCGAGUGAUCGCAGAAGAGACGAUCGAUACAAGAGAACAAGCCGAGAGGAUUAUGACAGGCGACGAGAUGAGCGUCCGAAGCAUCGCAGUGCAGGUAACGAGCGUGACAGAGAGCGAGAUCGCUACAGAAGCAGACACCAUCGCGAUCGCAGGAGAACGCGCAGCCGGAGUCAGCAUUGAUGUGAUUCCUUCAGAACAAUAUUUUAGAGGUACCCAGAAACUAUAAAAAUCAAUACCCACUGGAUUCAGGAAUAUUUGCAGAAGAUGGAACGGUGAACAAGUCAAUCAACAGCUAAAUCAUCAGUGUGUAUUGUAAAAAGAACAAGACAGUUGUGAAAAAUGUUUGCCCAGGACUGUUUUGUUUGGGCAAAGAGACAAGAAGAGUAUUUAUGACACGACGCAAAGCUGCUCGACCAUCAACCAAUUUUCCGGAGCGCAUGAUCAUCCGAACCAGCAGAAACACACACUUUUGGAGGUGCGUUCAAAUGAAAUUUCUCAUUUUUAUUAAUAGUUUUUUUUGUAAUGCGCUGCGCAAAGCAAGAAAAAAUGGAAAAUGCAUUAAUCUUGGCAUUAAUAUUCUAAGGGGCAGAAAAGAACUAAACCAAAAGAGAGUGGGAAGAAGAAUAGAGAGUAUUUUUGUUUUCUCCAAAUUUUAUCUAAUUUAGCAAGUGUACUUGAGAGAUUUGGUUCUCAGAAAAAGAAACAACUAUUUUACUGUAGACUAAAGGUAUAAUAAUAAUUUUAUAAAUCAAUGAUGAGAUGAUAAAGUGUUUCGAGACAAAGAAAUCAUUUUGAUCCAUAAGCAAAGGUCGUAUGAUGCAUUUUAACUUAUAUUUUCACACUUGAAUGCUGUUUAGGCUCUAAAAAUUCUUUUACAAAAUUUUUUUUGGAAUACAUAACAUUUUUUUUUAACAAAAUAUGGCAAUUGAACAGACUUCAUUAAAUAUUUUCAAAUGGUUCAUGCUGAAAUAACAAAAUAGAGUAAAUUCCACAAAAAAAAAAAUACAUAAAUAAAACUUGUACGACCUUUGUUGAUGAAACUGAUAAAAUAUUACUGCUAAAAGUCCUGUCAUAUUAAAGUAAUUAUUGCAAGAAAUAAUAGAUUAGAUGUCUUUAAGGAGUCAUGAAGAAUAGCGUAUAAAUUUUGCACAUUUAAUUGACAGUUUGUUUCAUUGUUGACUCAAUUAGACUGUGAGUCGAGAAUGAGACGCAUUGCCAGUGAUUUGAAAUCCUUCCUUGAGAUUUUUUUUCAGCAUAUCAGAGAAGAAUAUUCCUUCUCUCAGUUUAAAUAUAUUAUUUCAAUGUGAGAUGGACUGUAUCGUGUUUCCUUCCCCAACGUAAAUAGAUAGAGUCACAGAGUUUCAAUGUAUGGAACAUUUUAAUUUAAAAAUAUAUAGAGAAUUCUCUACAAGCAAUUAACUGGAGAA
This is a messenger RNA of Phlebotomus argentipes, 2388 nucleotides long. Its product is annotated as luc7-like protein 3. Lineage: Eukaryota; Metazoa; Arthropoda; Insecta; Diptera; Psychodidae. The record is from RefSeq and is a predicted model, not a curated record. The transcript is spliced from 7 exons. Gene Ontology annotation, cellular component: U2-type prespliceosome; U1 snRNP. Bases 164 to 1141 code for a protein of 325 amino acids. Gene Ontology annotation, biological process: mRNA splice site recognition. Gene Ontology annotation, molecular function: mRNA binding.